AUGGUGCUGAAACGUGGCAGAAAAGCAGCUUCGAGCGCCGGAUGGUGCAGGCUGCGCCGCCUUGCGCCUACGGUCGGUCGGAUCGCGCUCUUCGUUCACGCGCUCUUCGAUGAAGUCUACUACCGCCCAGGCGGACGCGGGGCUCAGAGUUGCCACGACGAGUUCCAAGCGCUCGCGACUUGA
Molecule: messenger RNA, 183 nt
Organism: Emiliania huxleyi CCMP1516
Lineage: Eukaryota; Haptophyta; Isochrysidales; Noelaerhabdaceae
Exons: 2
Coding region: 1-183 (60 amino acids)
Source: RefSeq, a predicted model, not a curated record